GGGAAAUAACAGUGUCUUCAUGGCGUCUAUACUCUGGGCAGUUUCCUCUUUGUACCAAGACAGAAAUUAGUGCCACUCUUGCAGGCGUGUUCAUUGCUAUCUUCCUUUCCAGCUCUGGCUUCUCCUCUCCACAGGUUGCAGGCUUUAAUUUUGGAAGGAACCGUCUCCCAGGAGGAGUUUUUCUAAAUUUCUGGCGGCCAAUAGGCGCCGAGGAGCCUCGUAUUCAGCCCAAUGAGGCUCAAAGCUGAGCUGUGGGAGGGACCGGCGAAGGGGGCGGGACAAGAGCUCCCUAGGUGGUGCCGACUGUGUGCGGCGCCCGCUUCCCUGCGCGGAGCAAUGAGUUGGACCUGCCCGCGUUGCCAGCAACCCGUUUUCUUUGCGGAGAAGGUGAGCUCCCUGGGCAAGAACUGGCAUCGCUUCUGCCUGAAAUGUGAGCGCUGCCACAGCGUCCUGUCCCCAGGAGGGCAUGCAGAGCACAACGGGAGGCCUUAUUGCCACAAGCCAUGCUAUGGGGCUCUCUUCGGACCCAGGGGGGUGAACAUUGGUGGUGUGGGCUCCUACCUCUACAACUCCCCCACUCCUGCCCCUGCCAGCACCACUCCCCUCAGCCCCAGCAGCUUUAGCCCCCCCAGGCCCAGGACUGGCCUCCCCCAGGGCAAGAAAACGCCAGCCCCUCAUGUUCUUUCACUUAACUACCAACUCUCUCUACCACCAGCUGAGAAGGUGAUGUCUUUGGGCAGAAAUUGGCACCGACCCUGUCUGAGGUGCCAGCGCUGCCGGAAGACCCUUACUGCUGGGAGUCAUGCUGAGCAUGACGGUGUCCCCUACUGCCACAUUCCCUGCUACGGCUACCUGUUCGGCCCCAAAGGUGUGAACAUUGGUGAUGUGGGCUGCUACAUCUAUGACCCUGUGGAGAUAAAAUCCAAGUGAGGCGCUCACAGAAGAGGUCACUCCAACUCGGACCUCACACCAUUCCCUCCAUGGUCCUAUGGGAGCUACAGAGUUCUUCAGUCCCCCAGGGGGAAGAUGGGCUUCAGGUGGCCUGGGCCUAGCCUCUAUGGUAGACCAGACUUUCUCUGCCAAUUCCUCCUUUUCCCAUGUCUAUCUGCUCAGGGGACCUAGGUGACCACAUUUUAAAGGGUAGCCUCCUGGCCUUCCCAAUCCCUUUCCCUAGCAAAUUCUAUAACUUCAAGGUACUUAUAAAACAUGUUUAUUUUGGCUUCUUCAAUAAACUGUUGGCUCCCA
Molecule: messenger RNA, 1245 nt
Organism: Suricata suricatta (meerkat)
Lineage: Eukaryota; Metazoa; Chordata; Mammalia; Carnivora; Herpestidae
Gene: CRIP3
Product: cysteine rich protein 3
Exons: 8
Coding region: 232-930 (232 amino acids)
Source: RefSeq, a predicted model, not a curated record